This is a messenger RNA of Salarias fasciatus (jewelled blenny), 5189 nucleotides long. RefSeq names its product capping protein regulator and myosin 1 linker 3 (gene carmil3). The transcript is spliced from 40 exons. Bases 231 to 4472 code for a protein of 1413 amino acids. Gene Ontology annotation, biological process: regulation of Arp2/3 complex-mediated actin nucleation; cell migration. The record is from RefSeq and is a predicted model, not a curated record. NCBI's taxonomy places the organism in Eukaryota, Metazoa, Chordata, Actinopteri, Blenniiformes, Blenniidae. Gene Ontology annotation, cellular component: plasma membrane; lamellipodium.
UCGGAGGCGCUCCUCCGGUCGAGCCAGUGCGCAUCGCAGCAUCGCUUCACAGCCUCGCUUCACGCCGAGCGGACUGUUGCUGCGCCCGGAGGCAUCUGCAGGUAGAAGAAUAAGAAAAAAAUAAAUAAAUAAAAAAGGAGUCGCAGAAGAAGUGGACAGCGACCGUGUGGAGGGACACCUGAGAGAGGAGUGUGAAGGAGAAGGGGGCCGGCCGGACGGGGGAGCGCACCAUGGCCUCAAAGGAGAGCACGGCGGCGGGCUUCGUCAGCGUCAGCAGGGAAAUCACAGAGAGCAUCAGGAAGGUACUGGACAAACAGGCCAUUAAGUUUGUGCGAGCCAUCAAGCAGGAUACCAGGAGCGGGAAGUCAGAAGACCGGAUUCUGGUCCUGGCAACAUGGAGACUGUAUCUCUUUGCUGUCAAAGUGCCCACCAAGGUGGAGGUGACGUUCAAUUUCUUGGAAAUCAGAGCUAUGAACACAUAUCCGGAACACCAGGUCGUCAUCGAUACAGACAAAACGACCUACUCCCUCAGACUGCAGUCCCAGGAUCAGCUGGAUCACAUGGUCAGCCACAUCAACUACGCCCUCUCCAGAGUCUUCAACAACUCAAUUUAUGCUCCACCUAUCUGUCGAGCGGAGGAAGACCUUCCUGAUGGGAGCCACAAGUUUUCGCCGAACUCGGAGACGUCAUUAGAGCCUCAGAAAACCUGCGGAGGUUUUUCAGAGACCUAUGCUGCUCUCUGCGACUACAAUGGAAUCGGCUGCAAAGAAGAGGUGCAAUGGGACGUUGACACGAUCUACCACUCGCAGGACAACAGGGAGUUCAACUUAUUGGAUUUCAGCCACCUUGACAGCAGGGACUUGGCCGUGAUCGUGGCGUCCAUCGCGUACAACACCUGGUUCACCAAGCUGUACUGCAAAGACAUGCGGAUAGGGUCGGAGGUGGUGGACCAGGUCCUGCACACUGUCAGCAAGUCCAACAGCCUGGAGGAGCUCACGCUGGAGAACGCCGGACUCAAAUCGGAUUUUCCGCAGAAGAUGGCGUCGGCGCUGUCUGAGAACCCGGCCUCCGUGAUUCACUCCCUCAACUUGGCUCAUAACACACUCGACAACCAAGGAGUCUCAAACCUGAUUCAACAGGUGUGUCGCCUCAACAAGGGGCUGCGCCUCCUCAAUCUGUCCAAGACCUCCCUCUCCUCCAAAGGUGUGGUUUCACUGUCCCAGGCGCUGUGUUCCAGCGACGACUACUCCAACUCCCUGCUGCACCUGGACCUCAGCAAAAACCCGGGGGUUUUGUCUGGAGACGAUGCCACUAACCUGUACCUGUUCCUGGCUCAGCCCAACUGCCUGGUUCAUCUGGACCUGUCUGGGACCGACUGCACCGUGGACUCGCUGUUCGGGGCCUUGCUGCGAGGCUGCUGCGCUGACCUCUCCUACCUGAACCUUUCCAAGAACUCCUUCUCUCACAGGAAAGCGAGAGACUCUCUGCCAACCUUUCGCCAGUUCUUCAGCUCGGCAUUCAGCCUGACCCACGUCAGCCUGGCCUCGAUGAAAGUCCCCCCGGAUUCACUGAGGGCUCUGUUCCUGGGUUUGUCCAAUAACCCUCAUAUCACUGAUUUACACCUGGACAUCAGCAGCUGCGAGCUCAGGUCGGCGGGCGCCGGGGUGAUUCAGGAGCUGUUUCCUCGAGUUUCGUGCGUGGGGACUCUAGACAUCUCCGAUAAUGGUUUAGACGCCGACCUGCUGGCUGUCAUCCCGGCAUUCUCUCGGCACCCCUCCCUCAAACACCUGAUGCUGGGAAAGAACUUCAACAUCAAGGGCAGGGUGCUGGAUGAAAUUCUGCAGAAACUGGUUCAUUUGGUGCAAGAGGAAGAGUGUGCUCUGCAGUCUCUCUCGCUGGCUGACUCCAGGCUUCGCCAGCGAGGCACCGUUCUGGUCAACGCUCUGGGCUCCAACGCCUGCCUCCGCAAGGUGGACCUGAGCGGGAACCUGCUGGAGGACUCCGGAGCCAAGAUGCUCAGCAAGGCUUUGCAGAUCAACACAACACUCAGGAGCGUGACGUGGGAUCGUAACAACACCACAGCGACCGGCUUCCAAGACGUGGCGCGAGCGCUGGAGCAUAACUUCACGCUGCAGUACAUGCCCGUUCCGUUGAGCGACGUGACGCAGGCGUACCGCAGCGCGCCGGAGAAGACCGACCAGGCCCUGACCAAGAUCCAGCGUGCCCUGCUUAGGAACAACCAGACUCAGCGUUUCUCUCAGAAACAGGCUCUGAGGCUGCACCAAGGCCUCGUCACCAGCACCGCCGAACAGGUGAUGGAGCGGCUGUGCGUGCGGGUGCAGCAGCAGGUCAGCGUCCUGAAGGGCUGCGAGGAGGGAGAGGAAGUCCAGGCGGCCAGGCAAAUCCUCAAAGAAGCCAGGAACUCCAGAGCUCUGUAUCCGUCCCUGUGCGAGUUGGCCCACGUGUUGUCGGUGGACGGCCCCGUCAAGCAGCGCCUGGACACCCUGGCUGGAGAACUCGCCAAGGCGGCCGACAAGGAGCUGCAGGUGGUUGUGGACUCCAUGGUGUCUCUGUGCCGCGAGCUCUGCCCCAUGUCCUGCUCCGCCGCCGAGAGGCUCAGCCCGCCGCUCUCGUCCAUCUCCGAGCAGGUUUCAAUCCCUCGAUCAGCGAUUCGCAGCGCCCUGAUGGAGAGGGCGGCCGAGGACAUCAACAGAGCUCUGGAGGAAGUGAAGCUCUCUGUGGUCUCUUAUCUGACCAACUCCAUCGUGGAUCAGAUUCUGCAGGAGCUCUACACCACGCAUAAAACCCUGCUGCGGCAGGUGUCUCAGGCGAAGCGUUGGGAUGACGUGGGAUCGGGCCGACGCACUAUCAGACAAUCCAGACUCAUGGAGUCUCUGGAAUUCCCCGAUGAGGACUUUGGUGUCAACCUGGGAAUCGACACCAUGGCUAUUAAGAAGCGGAGCUCCAGAACAAGAAGAAUUCGUCCUGUUUCCACCAGACUGAGUUUAGGUGAGGAGCCCAGUUCCUCUCCGACGCCCUCGGCCCCGCCGCACUCGGCCACUCUCACCCACUCGGCAUCAUGGGAGUGUCUGUCCACCCUCCCCACCAACGGCUCGCCCCUGCGCCACGUGACUCACGUCAGGCCACGCCCCCCGCGGAGACACCGAGCGGGGCACCUCCCUCCCGAGUCGCAUUGCUCGGAAAACGGAGGAGUCAGCAUGCUGGAAGACGGACUGCCUGAUUUCUACAGCAAGCGAGUCCUGCCCGACAGUCAGCUGUCCUCCCUCCAUCAGGCCCAGUCUCUCAGGAGGAAGAAAAGACGAAGCGUUUUGUCCAUUUUCUCCGGUUUCCGCAAGAACCGCAACUCCACCAUCUCCAAUCAGGACUCGGACAGCGCCUCGGAAAACGUGUACUCCAUGAUCCAGCACCCCAGGGACGCUGUGAGGCCGGACGGCGCUGUCCCUGGCGCUAACGGGGCCAUGCCUUCACCCCGGCCUCCUCAGGGUGUCCCUGUUCAUGGGAUGAGAGCCGCCAGCCCACCCUGCCUCAUCCAAAGACAGUCCACAGACCUGGUCAGCAUGGUGUACAGCUGCAUCGGGGCAGAAAUCGAAGACUCGGACAGCAGCAGCACCUGUGACAUCAAGGCCACUGACCAAGAUGCUGACAGAUCGAUGACCGUCUCAGACGCCCCGACAGAUACCCGGACGAACGGCCAUGUGGCGUCGUCCAAGCAGCAGACGGACAGACAGAUGGAGACGGUCAGGCAGGAGAGGAUUGUGCCGCUGGCUGACUCACGAUCCGAGAUGGACGAAGACGUGCAGAGCGGCACGGGGGGCCACGUUUCCGCGUGUGGCCCGAGACCGGAGCCGCCCCCACAGAGCAGCAAACCCAGUCUGGCUGCGAUGAGGCAGAGACACCUGCAGGAAAGUUUAGAAGAGGCGGGGAGACAGGAGAGAGAAGACGAACAAAGCGAGAGGAAGCGUGAAGAGAAGCCGAGAGGGCGGGGGCCGGAGGGACAGCGUCCUCUCAUUCCCAAUAAGCCCGUCCUCGACCUGUCAAGAGACAAGACCUCUCCAGAAGAGGCCACGGUUUCCCCAAAAGUCUCUCCUGCCACUCCAGGAGAGGAAGAAGAAGAAGGAGUCGGCGAGCUGGAAGGCAAGGGGGCCGCCGAAAGACGGAGUCCGUCAGCGUGUGCCGAGCCGGGGCCGGAAGCAGCCGAGCCCGUCCUCAUAAAUCACGAUGAGGACGAAGGCCAUAACGGGUUUCCAGCCGCGUCACAUCACACCAGGAAGUCCAGCUCGUUUGACAUAGGCAUGGAACGGGACAGCCCCUACGAUCUGGAGAGGUCUUCAGAUCGCAGAUUCCCUGUGAAAAAGCCCUGUUUUCCCCAGUACAGAAACAGAUCUCUGGACUACCCUGCUGGGACCAGGUGUUUUGAAAACCCCCAGCUCGGGAACAGAGACGCUUUAUGACGCUACCUGCGGACGAGGAGAAGCGCGGUGGGGAAGAACGACUGGAACAUGGACGACUGGAUAGAGACGAGCUUCUAAAAACUGUGUGGAUUUAGCAGAGGACGGUUCAACAGUAGCUUUGUUUUCUUCUGUCAGACCAUGUCAACAUUUGUUGCUGAAAAUGCAUGUACUGUACGCUUUUGGUUUUUAACUGCUUGCACUUAAACUAUCGUUUUUUCUCAGGCACAAAAGAAGCUCUACUUUUCAUACAAACACACAGUAGUUCAGUGUCCCUCCAGUAUGCCCAUGAGCUGUUUUCUGCAUUAGUGGAAGAAAUAUCUAAUAAGUAAACAUGGUCUCCUCCCUGUACUGACAAUCUGUGACUACUAAAAGUGAAUUUGUACUGUAUUUAUUCUAAUGGGAUGUAUAUAGUUAAUAUAAAAAAAAAAACUGCACUAUCCAUUGUGGUAACUCCAACAGUUAACAAUCAUGUUUUGUUUUUGUUUCUUUGUGAUAAUAUAACAUUUGAUAACUGUGUUUGUUAGUAUGCUUUUGGUGUAUGCUGAUGUUGAUGAUUGAGAAACGUGUCACCAUUUAAUUAGCAUUUCCAUCUCUUCAAGAGUAUUUAAGUCAAUCAGUGGAUCCUUUUAAUCUGAUUUUACGGGCCUGGAAAUGAGUAUAUUUUCUAAAAAUGCUUCUAUCAAUCAGAAUAAAUAAAAAUUGACUUUACAAAAUGAA